UCGGCUUCGCGGCGGUGCCGGCGGCGGAGGCGGAGGCGCAGGCUCCUACUCAGGAUCUGGCGAGCCCGGACCUAAGCGGCGGCCCCGCGAGGCCCCAGCACAUCGCCCCGGAUCGGGGCCUUCCCCGCCUCGCCCUGCCCCGGGAGCCUGCCUCCCCGGCCGGGGAUGAAGCCGGGAGGCGGCCGCGCGGGGCCCAGCACAAAGGCUUGUUUCCGGGGGCCGCUGCCGCCGCCGGCCCCAGCCUAAAGCCGCCCGCCGAGGCCGAUCCGGCGCCGGGGCCGUCAUCCCCGCAGGUCCCCGGGGGCGGCUGCUGCCCGUCUCCCCGAGACCCAGGGCCCCGAGCGCUGAGCCCCUUGUUCCUUCGGCUGCGGCGGGAUCCGGCAGCUGCGCAGCCUCCGCUGCUCCCGGCCGUGCGGGCCCCGCGGAGCAUGUGGGAGGAGAGCGACAUGGAGAAAGCCAUCAAGGAAACCUCCAUUUUAGAGGAAUACAAUAUCAAUUGGACUCAGAAGCUGGGAGCUGGAAUUAGUGGUCCAGUUAGAGUCUGUGUGAAGAAAUCUACCCAAGAACGGUUUGCACUGAAAAUUCUUUUUGAUCGUCCAAAAGCUAGAAAUGAGGUACGUCUGCACAUGAUGUGUGCCACACACCCAAAUAUAGUUCAAAUCAUUGAAGUGUUUGCUAACAGUGUACAGUUUCCUCAUGAGUCCAGCCCCAGGGCUCGACUCUUAAUUGUAAUGGAGAUGAUGGAAGGGGGAGAGCUAUUUCACAGAAUCAGCCAGCACCGGCACUUUACAGAGAAGCAAGCCAGCCAAGUAACAAAGCAGAUAGCUUUGGCUCUACAGCACUGUCACUUGUUAAACAUCGCACACAGAGACCUCAAGCCUGAAAAUCUGCUCUUCAAGGAUAACUCUUUGGAUGCCCCAGUGAAGUUGUGUGACUUUGGAUUUGCCAAAAUUGACCAAGGUGACUUGAUGACACCUCAGUUCACCCCAUAUUAUGUAGCACCUCAGGUACUGGAGGCACAGAGAAGGCAUCAGAAGGAGAAAUCUGGCAUCAUACCUACCUCGCCAACACCCUACACUUAUAACAAGAGCUGUGACUUGUGGUCCCUAGGGGUGAUUAUCUACGUGAUGUUGUGCGGAUACCCUCCUUUUUACUCCAGACACCACAGCCGGACUAUCCCAAAGGAUAUGCGGAGAAAGAUCAUGACAGGCAGUUUUGAGUUCCCAGAGGAAGAGUGGAGCCAGAUCUCAGAGAUGGCCAAAGAUGUUGUGAGGAAGCUCUUGAAGGUCAAACCAGAGGAAAGACUUACCAUCGAGGGAGUGUUGGAUCACCCCUGGCUCAACUCAACUGAGGCCCUGGAUAAUGUGCUACCCUCUGCUCAACUGAUGAUGGAUAAGGCGGUGGUUGCAGGAAUCCAACAGGCCCAUGCAGAACAGUUGGCCAACAUGCGAAUCCAGGACCUGAAAGUCAGCCUCAAACCCCUGCACUCUGUGAACAACCCCAUUCUAAGGAAGAGGAAAUUACUCGGCACCAAGCCAAAGGAUGGUGUUUAUAUCCACGACCGUGAGAAUGGAGCCGAGGAUUCAAAUGUUGCCUUGGAAAAGCUCCGAGAUGUGAUUGCUCAGUGUAUUCUCCCCCAGGCUGGUAAAGGAGAGAAUGAAGAUGAAAAGCUGAAUGAAGUAGUUCAGGAAGCUUGGAAGUAUAACCGGGAAUGCAGACUCCUAAGAGAUACUCUGCAAAGCUUCAGCUGGAAUGGUCGUGGAUUCACAGAUAAAGUAGAUCGACUAAAACUGGCAGAAAUUGUGAAGCAAGUGAUAGAAGAGCAAACCACAUCCCACGAAUCCCAAUAAUGACAGCUUCAGACUUUGUUUUUUAACAAGUUGAAAAUUUAUUCAUUAAUGUAUAAUUUGUAUGUAAAUUAAUAAAUCAUAAUUUCAUUUCCACAUUGCUUAAAGAUGCUGUAUAAAUUUAGAUACAGGAUUUACUAAUAGUAUAGUUCAUUUGUUUUUAAGAAAAGCUCAGUUCCUAAUAUAUUAUUACUUUAGGAUUGUUUAGUCAUAUGUGUGGUAAAGCUGACAUAGAUGGUAUUGUCAAGCAAGAUUGUUUUAUUUGUAAUAAAGUAUACAAAAACCAUUUGCCAGUGGUAGGCAAAGGACCAACUAUACUGACCUUAGUAAACAGUUGAAUCAAGUACUGUGGAA
Molecule: messenger RNA, 2201 nt
Organism: Lipotes vexillifer (Yangtze River dolphin)
Lineage: Eukaryota; Metazoa; Chordata; Mammalia; Artiodactyla; Lipotidae
Gene: MAPKAPK5
Product: MAPK activated protein kinase 5
Exons: 14
Coding region: 429-1850 (473 amino acids)
Biological process (GO): protein phosphorylation
Molecular function (GO): protein kinase activity; ATP binding
Source: RefSeq, a predicted model, not a curated record